UUGAUUUUAAAAAGGUCACUGUUUUGCCUAACUACGUAGAUAAGCUGAUAAAUCCAGCAAACAAUGGGAAACUUUGGCAUGCUCUGGAUUCAGAGGCAAUGAAGUCUCUGACGCUGGCAAAGUUCAUGAGGCAAAGCAGGAAGAGUUGCCCGGGUCAGGAAAUCGUCAGAGAAGGAGGGCACAGGCUGCUGCAACUGGCAGCUGUUUUAACACCAGGCAUUGCUCGGGCACAACCUGGCUAGGAAAGGCAUGGUGAACGCUGAACAGCCAGACCCUCCCUCAGCCUCUGGCAGGAUGGCGCUUCACCGCAGCCAGAAGCUGAACCUGCUGCGUCUCGCGGUCCUCCUGACGGUGGCACUGGCUGGCAUCAAGUUCUUCUUCCGGGACAGCUUUACGCUGGACCAACGCAGGGAAGUUAGCGGGGAAAGCCACUUCUGGGGCAAUGCUCAGCAGGACAUGAAACAGCCAGGCAACACCCAGGCUCGAUCAGUGGGGCACUUGGAUCGGCAGGCAGCGGCCGGAGCGCCUGGCCCGGAGUUGAAGAAACUGCCCCACCGCGAUUUCAGCUCCAUGCAGAUGCGGUUAGUCCAUCUGGACCUCAAAGGGGCAGCUCCUAAAGUAUCCUACCUGGAGCAGAUCUUCCCGCUCUUCUCCAAGAUGGGGGCCAAUGGGGUCCUGGUCGAGUACGAAGACAUGUUUCCCUUCCAGGGAGAACUGGAGAUACUCAGGUCCCCCUAUGCUUACAGCGAAGAAGACAUCACGAAGAUCCAGGAGCUGGCAGACCUCAAUAAACUGGAAAUAAUCCCCUUAGUGCAGACUUUCGGGCACGUGGAGUUCAUCUUGAAGCAUGAGAAGUACCGGCAUUUGCGUGAGGUAGAACGUUUCCCCAACAGCUUCAACCCCCACCUGCCAGAGACCCUGGCUCUCCUGAAGGCCCUACUCACCCAGGUCCUCAGCAGGCACCCCCACUCCAGUUGGGUACACAUCGGGGCCGAUGAGGUCUUCCACUUGGGCGAAGGAUUGGACUCCAAGAACUGGAUGAGUCGCAACGGUGGCGAUGCGGGGAAGAUGUACCUGAACCACAUCCGGGAGGUGGUGCAAUUCAUCGCCAGCCAGCCUUGGGGGCAGCAGGUGCUGCUCUGGGACGACAUGCUGCGGAAGGUUGGCGUUGCAGCCAUCCAAGAUUCCGGCAUUGCCAAACACACGUCUCCCGUCCUGUGGUUUUACGCGCCAGACUUCGAUACGCAGCAAAUAGGAAGGUACAUUGAAAAAUACGCCGAGUGCGGCUUCUCAACCAUCUGGUUUGCCAGCGCCUUCAAAGGCACCACGGGCCCCGCCCAGGCCUGGACCCCCCUAAACACCCACCUGCAGAACCACCUGCGAUGGUUGAAGGUCAUCCAGUCCAUGGAGAAGACGCCCUCCAUCCGUUUCCAGGGCAUCGUGCUCACCGGCUGGCAAAGGUAUGACCACUACUCUGCCUUGUGUGAGCUGCUGCCUGUCGGGAUUCCCUCACUGGCCGUGUGUUUGCAGACCCUGGUGAACGGAGGCUUCACAGACGCUGCCAAAAAGAAAGUCCUGGCCAUCCUUGGCUUCCAGAACCUGCACCUGGAAAAGAACACCUGUGAAGGAACGGGGGCGUUUCCGGGCGCCGAUAUCUACCGCCUGGUCGAGCAAGUAGAUGGGCAGCUGAAGGACUCAGUCAGCAAAGUCUUGGAAGAUGAAAGCUCCAUCAAGGGAUGGUUCAGCCCGUAUCAUCGCAAGCAUCAGUUCGGCAACCCACGAAACAUGGAAAGUUUCGGCAGCAAAGUGCUCAAAGUCCACGAAGAGUGGGAGAGCAUCAUCCAGACCCUGCGCUCACACAUGGAAAACAUCUACUUCCCUGACACUGUGGAGGAAUGGAUGGAGGAGAACGUCAAUCCCCACAUGGACCACUUGCGCGAGUUUGUCCGGGACUUCAAAGAAGUCAUCCGCCUGAAUGCCCGGCCCAAGACCCUCUAGGGAAGGGCCCCCUCCCAGGCACAAAGGGGGGCCCCGUUCGUGGUUCAGUCCAACCUGUUUUUUUAAAAACUUGAAAGAACUUGAGGCUGGAGGGGGUGUGGGGGCUCCCUUCCAGGACAAGGUUUAGUGCCUCUUCUAGUGCUGGGCCACCAAAAUCCGUUUCUAGCCAGUUUUGAUGGAUUCCCCUCCCCCCAGUUUGGCACCUUCCCCCUCCCCACCAGCGAUGGUGAAUCUGUGGGCCUGUUUGGAGAGGGAGCAGUAAUUCUGGUGGGGGUCUUGCCGGAGAGAAGAAUUUUGGUCCUGGUUUCCAUUCCUUUCCAUUUCUUCCUUUUCAAUGUGGUUUAGAGCUCUCGGGACUGGCACUGUUGGUAGGCUGGUCUUCCCACCCCCCAUCCCCCCAUGGCUGCUCCUGGGCAGAAAAAGUGCCACAGGAUGUGGGGAACGACUGUCACAUUCUGACAGAGGUGGAGGUGGGGGCACUGCUGAAUGAUGUUGAAAAGGACAGAAGAGAAGGAGAACUUUCAUCUUUCCCGCACCUUCCUUUGAAAGUCCCUUCUCUUGUCUGAAAAUGGGUGGAUUCAGAGGUGGGUUCCUACCUAUUUAGUCCAGUUCAGGCAAAUAGGUAGUAACUCCAGAAGACAAGUGAUUGUACCAGUUCUAGGACCAGCAGCGCCAUCUUGAUUUUCUGUUCUGCACAAGCACAGAACAAUCUUCAUUUAAAAAAUGCAAUUUCUAUUCGUUUUUUAAUAUUGUUCGCAUGCGCAGAUCGUUUUAAAUGAAAAUACGUGAGUGAAGCGAGCAAAUUUUUUUACUACCGAACCGGUAGUAAUGGUGGAUGGGAAACACCCCCCCCCCCCGGGGUAGAUUUAACUUUUCCUCCCACUGAAACUUGAAAUCCAUUCUCAUCUUUCAUCAGUCGCAUUCUUCGUUUUGCUUGAGGGACAAAAAUGGCCAUUUUUGCUCAGCUGAAGUCAGGAUAGUGCAGUGAUGGCCUCUUGGGACAGAGGCAACACACUGGGGGAAGAGUGACUUUGAACCUUCCUUCAGAGUCAGCAGACCAGGCCAAAGACUCCUUCCUUGGUGGCAACAACCCAAGUUCUCCGGAACAUGAGAUCGAGGAAGCAGCCCUGGGGAAGGGGGCAAAACAUCCACCCCAAGUCUUGCUGCAUCUCCCAACCCUAAUCCGGCAGCUCCCAGGGUCUCCUGCCCCUUUUCAGAAUUUCGCUUGGCAAGAACCCGAAGUUGCCUUCCAGGCCUCUAGCUAAAACCUUCCUCACGGUGAAAAAAACUAAGCGUCAUUGUGGAUUUGUUUUCUCAGGGAAUGUUUAAAGGACUUCCCAUUUGCCACCCACCCUAGUUUCUUGGUGAGACCCUCCCUUUAUCCCUGUUGGCUCCUGGGCAGCCCAAGCGAUUGGCAGGCAUGUAACCAAGCUGCCCACAAGCUGCCAGAUGGAAACGGGCAGGCAUUUUGAAAAGGCAGGUGAGGAAGCAUCCCGGAACGGAAUGCAGCAGCUGCCCUGCACAGAUGAGUGGAGCUAACAGGUAGCCAUGGCAGGUGGGAGACCCCCUCUGGGGAGUCCCUGUUGCUCCCUGGAUCCUGCAUACCCCUCUUGGCUGAUGUGCAGCUCAGAGAAGGUGCACCUUGCUAUGGUGAGCUUAUGGCUUUUCUCAUAAUCCCGCCUUGGCUGGGUAUCAAAUUCUGUGGGGCCCAGAGCUGCUGUUUGGCACCUCCUGAGCUGCAUGUAAACCUCUGGCUCCUGUAAUUGUGGAGCAGACACCGGGGUUGAGGCGUGGAUCCACCCCCCACUCCCCCGGCUGCUUUCCCCAAGAUAGAAGGGGGAGAAUCUAGGCUCCCUGGAGUGGUCUCUGCCAAGGAAAGCGGGAGGAGCUGACCGUUUCCCCCUUCCCACCAGGAGAGGCACUGGGAUUGCCAGUGGAUGUGUUUUAUAAGGCAGGCUCAGAGUUAGUUGCUGCCGUGAAGAGUUAAUUGUAUAGGAGAGUUGCUGCUGCUGCUGUGGUGCCGAAGACAAUAAAGUAUUUUUUAUAA
Thamnophis elegans (Western terrestrial garter snake) is the source of this 4045-nucleotide messenger RNA. RefSeq names its product hexosaminidase D-like. The record is from RefSeq and is a predicted model, not a curated record. Gene Ontology annotation, biological process: carbohydrate metabolic process. NCBI's taxonomy places the organism in Eukaryota, Metazoa, Chordata, Lepidosauria, Squamata, Natricidae. The transcript is spliced from 14 exons. Bases 250 to 1998 code for a protein of 582 amino acids. Gene Ontology annotation, molecular function: hexosaminidase activity.